AAACCUGAAUGCAUGGCAGGUUGGAACCAUACAGGGGUGAAGGAAUUCCUUCUGGUAGGUUUAACUGAAAACCCUAAUUUGCAGAUCCCUCUCUUUUUGCUUUUUACCUUUAUUUAUUUCACCACUCUGGCAGGUAAUUGGGGGAUGAUUAUCUUGAUCUGGUUAAAUACCCAACUUCAUACUCCAAUGUACUUCUUCCUUAGCAACCUCUCUUUUUGUGAUAUCUGCUAUUCUACUGUCUUUGCUCCAAAGAUGUUGGUCAAUUUCCUAUCAAACCAUAAGUCCAGCACAUUUGCUGGUUGUGUUCUACAGAGUUUCUUUUUUGCAGUAUAUGUAACCACAGAGGGUAUCCUCCUGUCUAUGAUGGCUUAUGACCGCUAUGUGGCAAUAGCUAAUCCCUUGUUGUAUACAGUCAUAAUGACCCAAAGGGUUUGUGUUCAGAUGGUCCUUGCAUCUUACCUGGGUGGGCUCAUUAACUCACUCACACACACAAUCGGUUUGCUCAAAUUAGAUUUCUGUGGUCCUAACGUUGUGAACCAUUAUUUCUGUGACAUUCCCCCUCUUCUGAAACUCUCUUGUUCUGAUGCCCAUAACAAUGAAAUUCUGCUUUUAAUAUUCUCUGGGGUCAUUGCAAUGUUCACUUUCACUAUCAUUAUGGUCUCUUAUACAUGCAUCAUCAUUGCCAUCCAGAGAAUCCGCUCUGCUGAGGGGAGGCGCAAAGCCUUCUCCACUUGUGCCUCUCAUCUGACUGCUGUGACAUUGUUCUAUGGGUCUGUGACCUUCAGUUACAUCCAGCCAAGCUCUCAGUAUUCCCUGGAACAGGAGAAGGUUUCUGCUGUGUUUUAUACGCUGGUGAUCCCCAUGCUAAACCCACUGAUUUAUAGCUUACGAAAUAAGGAUGUGAAAGAUGCAGCCAAAAGGUCAAUAUGGUGGAAGAGAACUCCCACCUGA
Molecule: messenger RNA, 951 nt
Organism: Neogale vison (American mink)
Lineage: Eukaryota; Metazoa; Chordata; Mammalia; Carnivora; Mustelidae
Product: olfactory receptor 1052-like
Exons: 1
Coding region: 13-951 (312 amino acids)
Biological process (GO): sensory perception of smell; G protein-coupled receptor signaling pathway
Cellular component (GO): membrane
Molecular function (GO): olfactory receptor activity; G protein-coupled receptor activity; odorant binding
Source: RefSeq, a predicted model, not a curated record